UGCAACAAACAAUAGAAGGUCGUGUCACUGCCUCAGUCACUAACCCACACAAAAAUUCAAAAACAAGGAUAAUUGUAUUUCAAUAGCUGCAAAACAAUAAAACAAACAAAAUAGACAGAAUGAAAGUUUUAUUUAAAUGUUUUGUUAUCCUGGUUGUAACAGCAGUGUGCAACGUCAAGGCUGGAAAAUAUUUAGAAGAGAAACCCGAUAUUUUAAUACCCUGUCAGUUGCAGGAUACAGCUUUUAGCAAAUGUUUUGGUCGAAACUUUCAAGCGAUUUUUCAUGAGUGGAAAGAUGGUAUACCUGGCUUUAAGGAAGGUGGUUCCUUUGAUCCUUUAUAUGUAAAGCGUAUUGUUAUUGCUCAAAAUGACAAUAAUCCUUUGGCUAUAAAUGCUGAUUUGAAAAAUAUGGUUAUAACAGGAGCCAGUGGCAUAGUGGUAAAGGAUGCCCAUUUCAAUCCCAAUACAUUAUUUUCAAAAAUUAAACUUUUUGUGCCAAAAUUACGCUUUGACACGGAUUACAAACUUAAAGGACAUAUUAUAAAUUUGGCUAUAAAUGGUAAUGGCAAGGCUUUCUUUGAAGUAGAAAAUUUCACCAUGUUACUCAACAUACAGUUGAAACUACGUGAUGAACACGGUUACACAUUUACCGAUAUCGAUAAAUUAAAACUGGAUAUUUUAGAAGUUGGUGGCUUUCGUGUACGUUUCGAUAAUCUUUUCAAUGGCCAACAGGUUUUGGAGGAAAGUACAAAUGCUGUAUUUAAUGAAAAUUGGCGUGACUUUUUCGAAGUUUUACGACCAGCUAUAACAGGUUCGGUUGAGGCUGUCAUGAAAGAUCGUUUGUCUAAGGCCUACGGUUAUAUACCGGCUAAUUAUUUUAUUGAAGAUAUACCCAGAGCUGCCGAACAUAGCGGUUAAUAAUUCGGUAAUAGUUUUUAGUAAAAUAUUAAGUAGUUAUUAAAUAAGAUUUGGAAAUAGAUAAAAUAAAUAAAUCAUAUAUAAGUGUUAUCAUAUUCAGCUAUGCCGAAUCUAAUCAUUAAAUCAUAAGUCGUAAAGAAUAAAAAUAAUUUCGAAUGUGGACCCAUAUAUUGACUGCGAUCAUUAGAAUAAUAUGAACGCUAUUGGCAUAAAGCCUUCA
This is a messenger RNA of Lucilia sericata (common green bottle fly), 1137 nucleotides long. RefSeq names its product circadian clock-controlled protein daywake-like. NCBI's taxonomy places the organism in Eukaryota, Metazoa, Arthropoda, Insecta, Diptera, Calliphoridae. Bases 120 to 917 code for a protein of 265 amino acids. The transcript has 5 exons. The record is from RefSeq and is a predicted model, not a curated record.